Heterostelium album PN500 is the source of this 2733-nucleotide messenger RNA. RefSeq lists its product as uncharacterized. The record is from RefSeq and is a predicted model, not a curated record. The transcript has 4 exons. NCBI's taxonomy places the organism in Eukaryota, Evosea, Eumycetozoa, Acytosteliales, Acytosteliaceae. Bases 1 to 2733 code for a protein of 910 amino acids.
AUGUCCUUUCAACAACAUCAAUUCUAUAGUAGUAAUAGUAGUGGUGGUGGUGGUGGUGUUGGUGGUAGUAGUAGUAGCGGUAUUGGAAAUCAAGAUUGGAAACAACAGGGCCUGACACACCAAAUCAACCAACUCAAAGCGAGAACACUCCAUCAAAUCGAUGAAAUCGAUCAACUUACCAAAGAGAAAUCUGAUCUCUACUAUAAACUCGAGAAACUAAAGUACCAACAACAAUAUUCUACCAAUUUUAAUAACAAUAAUAGUGAUAAUAAUAACAAUAUUAAUGAUAAUGGUCCAUUUUUAAGUAAUACAACUAAUUUUAAUAAAAUUAAUAAUAGUAGUAGUAAUAAUAGUAAUAAUAGUAAUAAUAGUAAUAGUAAUAAUAAUAAUAAUAAUAAUAUUAAUAAUAACUAUAACAAUGGUAAUAGUUACAAUAAGUUGGUAGACUAUGAAAAGUCAAAUUUAAAUGGAAAUAAUAAUAAUAGUAAUAAUAAUAAUAAUAUUAGUAAUAAGAAUUUAGAAGAAUAUCUAGUAUCUUUAGUUACUCAGCUAAUGAAUGAAAAUAAACAACAAAUUAAUAAUAGUAAUAAUGAGAACCAUAUUCAAAUAGAUCAAUUAAAAGAUCAGUUGAAAGAGAUAAGACAACAAUAUCAAUUACAAUCACAGCUAUUGAAACAAAUGGAGCAGAAACUACAGAGUUUACAAGAUACAAAAAAUAGUAAAAAUAAUGAAAAUCAAGAAUAUAUUAAAACACUUAUUACCAAACAACUCCAAGGCUAUGAGAAACAGUUGAUUUCACUUCACACAGAGAUCAGCUCAACCAAAGAAAUGGUAGUGAAACUGGACCCAAGAAAACAUUAUGAAAAAGAAAAGAAACACUAUUUACACAUGAGACAGAGAGUUGAAGAUGUGAAAAGUAGAAUGGAGAAAUUAGAGAAUUCUUGGGUUGCGUUUGUUGCUAGUGAAGAACAAUUUGCACUCAAUACCAACAACUAUGUAAAUAAUGUAAACAGAAUAGAAAAUGAAACUCAACAAGAUAAAGUCAAAGAUGACAAUAAUAAUAAUAGUAAUAACAAUCAAACAGAAGCGGAAUCAGUAAAACAGAGUGAUGAUGCACAAAAUAUAUUGGAAGGUGAAGUGGAAGUGAAUAUCAAUGUAAAUUUAGAUCGUACUGCAUCUUUAGUUAAAAGCCAGCAACAACAACAACAACAACAACAACAACAACAACAACAACAACAACAACAACAACAACAACAACAACAACAACAACAACAACAACAACAACAACAACAACAACAACAACAACAACAACAACAACAACAACAACAACAACAACAACAACAACAACAACAACAGCAACAGCAACAACUACUGAUACAACAACAGCAACAAGAACAACUUAUACAACAACAACAACUGCAACAAGAACAUAACCAUAAUAGUCAACAAGUGGUAAAUAUAAUUAAUAAUGAUAAUUAUAAUGUUAUUGCUACAGAUAAAGUUGUUCAUUUUGAUAAUUCAGUUGAUAAUAUUAUAAUUAACCGAGCUAUUACCCCACCUAUUACAUUUUUUGAUUAUGGAAAGAAUGACUAUCAAGAAGCAAAAGAAGAAGAGGAUGGCGGUAUUGAAGAACAUAAAGAUGUAGAACAAUUACAACUCUUACAGCAACAACAGCAGCAACAACAACAACAACAACAACAACAACAACAACAACAACAACAACAACAACAACAACAACAACAACAACAACAACAACAACAACAACAACAACAAGAGAUGGAUGCAGUCGUUGAAUAUACCGGUAAUAAAGAUAAUGCUGGCGAUGAGCCUAGGCAAGAUAUCUUUACUCAAAAAUAUGAGGAUGGUACAAGAUCAAGAUUAAUCAUUGAAGAACUAAAGAAAUACUUGGAGAAUGUAAAACAAAAAGAUCAUAAUUAUGUUACCUUUGGUGAUAAACCAUAUCGAUUAUUGAGCCAUUUCGAACAUAAUGAAGACUCCAUCGAGGCAGAGAAGGUCCAUAUCAUUCAGAAAUUAGAUGAAAUAUUGACGCAGCGGGAGAUCGAUGCUAAUGGAAUUACCAAUGAAGAUCUCGAUAUCUACUUGGAGCAGCUGGAGGAAGAGAAGAAGAAUGACGAUAACUACAUGGAUCAAGCAGAGAUGAGAGAUCAUCUCGAUAUUGCAACUAACGGUGUCAUUCAAGAUAAUAUCAACUUUAUCCUUGCCAUGGGCAAACACUACCGCUUUGACAACUCCAGUCAUCGUAGAUCGUUUAUAAAUCAAAACAGCAACCUCACAGUCCAAGACAUCUUGGGAAACGUUAACUACCAAGACACCAGUGGUAGUAUCGUCGAUCUCAAUAACAGUAUUACAAAGAGUCGCAUCGAUAGUCUGAGCAACAGCGUUGGUAACAGUCCUAGGAGUAAUCUCGAGAGUAACGGUGGUGUUGGUGCUGGUUCUGAGAGUAUAAACAAUAGUCUUGAAAAUACUUUGAAUGGUACUUUGAAUGGUACUUUGAAUAGUACUUUAAAUAGGAAUAAUAGAACUAAUAAUAGUAGUGAUAACAAUAGCAGUAAUAAUGAUGAUAAUAAGAAUAAUCAUAGUGAUGAGAAUUACAAUAAUAUCAGUUUAAAUUCUACUACAAGAAAGUUUACAGAUAGCAAAGAUAUAUUGAACAAAACCAAUAAUCUCAAAGAUUUAAUUCAAGACUUUAAUGCAUCAAAGAAUAAAAAAUAA